Messenger RNA from Trypanosoma brucei brucei TREU927, 612 nucleotides. Its product is annotated as small GTPase, putative. The record is from RefSeq and is a predicted model, not a curated record. The coding region runs from base 1 to 612 and encodes 203 amino acids. The transcript has a single exon. NCBI's taxonomy places the organism in Eukaryota, Euglenozoa, Kinetoplastea, Trypanosomatida, Trypanosomatidae. Gene Ontology annotation, molecular function: GTP binding; GTPase activity.
AUGUCUGUGAAGACGCUUGCCGCCCCAACAAAGAAGUACAAAAUUGUCCUUUUGGGCGAUAGCGGUGUUGGUAAAUCAUCCCUCGUACAGCGGCUCGCGAAGAAUGAGUGGUGCGACAACCAAAACUCAACGGUAGGCGCGUCUUUCCUCCGGUACGUGUGUACUGUAGGGGAUACAGCUGUAAACUUCGAUAUUUGGGACACUGCCGGUCAGGAACGCUACAAAAGUCUGGCAUCCAUGUAUUACCGGGGCGCUGCUGCUGCACUUGUGGUGUAUGAAAUCCCGUCAUGGGAAACAUUUGAGCGGGCGAAACAUUGGGUGCGGGAACUCGCAACUAACUCACCCGAGACAAUUGUCAUACUUGUGGGAAAUAAAAGCGACCUAAGGGGGACUAGCGGUUGUGUGAGUAGUGAAGAGGCGGCAACAUAUGCCCGGGAACUCAAUUUGCUGUUCAGUGAAGCGAGUGCAAAAGACGGUAGUGGUGUAAGUGAAGUAUUCAUGCAGAUUGCGCAGCGGCUUGUAGCGUCGAAUAAUAAUAACACUGUUCAUAGCGGUGGUGUGUUGGGAGGUCAGCCGAAUUCCACUAGGCGAAGUUCCGGUUGCUGUGGUUGA